Molecule: messenger RNA, 1814 nt
Organism: Zophobas morio
Lineage: Eukaryota; Metazoa; Arthropoda; Insecta; Coleoptera; Tenebrionidae
Exons: 3
Coding region: 204-1766 (520 amino acids)
Biological process (GO): positive regulation of transcription by RNA polymerase II
Cellular component (GO): nucleus
Molecular function (GO): protein binding; transcription cis-regulatory region binding
Source: RefSeq, a predicted model, not a curated record
CAUUACCACGGACCACUCACCUACUGAUUUGUGGUUUUUACGAUGACCAAGAACGAAUAUAAUUAAUUCCAAAUUUACACAUAAUACGAUAGUUAGUAGACCAGCUACAAUGGUUUAAAUAAGAACCUAAGUAAUAUAAAAAAGUUUUUAUAAUAUAUAAAACACGUUACUUUGUGACAAAAUUCAACGGAAUUCACUUGAAUAUGUCUUCGUCGGACUCUGAUGACUCCUACUCGCACGAUGAGUAUUGGUUAAAUGACUACGAGGAAGGAAACGGACCUCCACUGAUUAAAAAAAAAUCGCGUUUGAUAUGCGCCGUCCUUCACAACCAAGUGGAAAUCCUCAGGGACCUCCUCGACUCCCCGAAAUGGUAUAACGUCCACGAUUCUUGGGGUUACAGUUUACUGCAAAUAGCAGCUCGCCAAGAGAGGUACAAAUCCUUCAAAUAUUUGUUAUCCAUACCGGAUUUUCCUUUUGAUAUUGUGACCAAACAAGGCACAACAGCAUUGGGGGUUGCACUUGAUUCUUAUAUGUAUAAUGAUAUAUGGAGGGAGGAAUACUUUACAUAUGAAUUGAUAAAAAAAGGUGCCUGCAUUGAUGAGGUUUAUUUUCAAGGAGAAUCACCACUAGCCCGUGCCUUAGAACGUCAUUACUAUAAGUCAGCCAGACUUCUUAUACGACGGGGGGCUGACGUUAAUUGUGUUAAUUCUAAUAGGAAUGAGAGCCCUCUUGACAUGACCGUGAACAGAAAUCAAAUUGAACUAGUAAUGACUUUGUUAGCAUAUGGAGCACAACCUACGGUCUACCACUUUGAACGGUCCGUGUUUUACAAUGGCUCUUUUGAAGAACAAGAAACUCUGUGUCUGUACAUUUUUGAUCAGUACUCAAACCUGGAGUUGCGCCUCGAUGUGUUAUUAAAACUUGCUGAAGCUAAAUCUCCCCUGUUCUACCACAUUCUUAAAUGCCCUAUUAAAAUAACAAUUCAGUAUGAAUAUUUGUCUCUCUACUUUCGCAUAAUGUGUUCCAUGAACAUUGAUUGUUUGCGACUCGUCAUUCAAAAAUUUGGUCACUCUAUAAAUGAGUUGUUUUCAAGAAGCGUACUCUCAGAUACUGAUUACACGGGUGGUGAUGGCAAACCUAUUUAUUUAAGAAAUUUAAAUCUGAUGCUUGAAAGCGAAUUAAAAUCGACUGCGAUUACUUUUAUUAAUAAUGUGAACAGAAGCGAGUUAUUUCAGGAUUUGAUCGAACUUGGAUAUAAAGAAACAGCCAUAACUCAACUUUAUUGUUAUUUAUUAAGUUAUGGUUUAAAUAUUGCAGAGUUAGAUUUGCAAAUUAUAUAUAAAAAGUUUGGGUGUUGCGAAUUGUUCAAAAUUCUUUUACACAUGGACGUACAGAUGGGCAUUCCAAAAGUUUACAUUAAAAAUGUGAUAGCUGUUUUUAUGUAUGAUAUUAAUAUGAAUUUAGAUCGUUUUUUCCAAAAGCCUUAUAAUUAUUGUAAGAAUAGUAUUAAUGAAUUACGACGUUACUUCUUCCAUCCUAAAUUAAAUGAAAUGAGUUGUCACAACGAUGAGACAGGUGGUUAUUUACCAGAACGGGAUUUUCAAGAAAUGCCCCGAUUAACAGAACUAGCGCGAAAUAUUUUUAGGAAGUUUUUUAUAAAAAAGUUUAAAAUUAAAACGUGCUCAGAGUUUUACUCGAGACUCAAUGAUCUAGCAAUUAGCAAUCUAUACAAAAAGAUUAUUAACUAUGAAACGAUACUGUAUUAAAGAUUUUUUAUUUUGUUACAAAUAUAUUUUUUUAUUAAUACGUGGAAA